UUCAGUUUGGGGAAAAGUCUUGGCUGUCGCUGCUCGAAAGAUAUUUUUAUUGGGAAAUUUAUUCGUUAUGGCUGAGGGAAAUAACCCAUCUGUACCCAAGAAAAAGCGUCCAACGGAUCGAGGUCCUCAGUUCUCGUUCAACAUAGAAGUUCCUCGAACUCAGGAGAGCAGACUUCUCGGCAUCAAAGACCGCAUAAAGAUGGCCAGAGGCUCGUUGAAUCUCACAAAAGCGACCACAAGCACACAGAAUGCAGAUUUAAUGAAUUUAAUUAGCUUUUGAGGAGAAAAUUGAGAGGAAACGACUGACAUCGAGCGAUCUGAGCUUAUCAUCAACGGGAAGUCCGAACCCCUCUCUUCUCUCUACACCAUCCACAACUGCACGGUUUUCAAUUCCUUCAGCUUCUUCUACUCCAUCUUCGCGUAUUUCUUUGCCUUUCAGUGAUCCUUUUUCUCCAAUUUCUCUUCCACAAGAAGAACGUACGCUACAAAGAAUGCAAAUCACUGCAUCUUCAGCAGAGAACGACUCCAUAUAUCUCUGCAGCGAAGAAUCUCUGCGAACUCUGUUUUCUUUUUUCUGUAAUACGCUAUCGACAUCAUGUUGUUAUUGUGGAAAACCCCUCGAUUGCAAAUCACUCGUCUUCAAUCGACAGAGUCAUGUCGUGUCAGUGACAAUUUCAUGCGUUGGUGGAGAUUCUUUCAAGUGGCUCUCCUCCCCCAUCAUGGGAGGAUCUCCUCCAAAGUACUAUGUAAAUUUGAGGUGAGCACUCUUUCAUUUUUUGCUCGAAAUUUACUGAAAUUUAUUAUCUCGGUAUUUUAGAGUUUUUGUUUUUUGUAACUGGUCACUUAUCUGUCUCUCUUUUUCAUAGAUUGAUUCAUGGAGUAUUUUCCUGUGGCUUGACAGAGACACAAUACACAAGUUUCUGUCAAGCAGCCAACAUCGGGUCAGAGGGAGAAAAGACCUUCGACACAGGUUAGCAAUGCACAUUCUCAGAUGCUCUGAAAAUCAUGUAGUCUUUCUCCUUGCAAGGAGAAGGCAGUCAACAGCAGUUUGCAGGUUGUUAAAUCAUGAAUGUUCUAUCAAGAUAGCUCAAACUGACUGAACUGUUCCUUCUUUGGUUUCUGCCCUACCAGAUGCAUUCUAAAAUACUUCUAUUUUUAAUCACUUCAACAGUCUUGAAAAAGCUUGGUUACUUGACAGUCGUGAAGAGGGUUUCCAAUGAGUCGAUGUUGGCUGCUCAAGAACAAGUGAAGAGUAACCCUACAUAUGCUGUGAAUGGAGAGGUACAAGUAGUCAUUUUAACUUCAUUUUGUCUUUGGCCACAUACUUAUACACCUGCCAUACUCGGAGUAUAUUAUGUAGACUGGCACGUACAAAGAUAUAAAAUCUUAUAUCAGAUUGUAAACCUUGAAAAUAUCUGUGAGUAGAGAAAUGUGACCAUUUUUAUGUUUUGAUUUCUACCAUUUUCCUGCAGUGUGUUAUAACAGAUGCAAGGCAUGAUUCCAGUCGAUCAGCAGCACACACAACAGUGUCAGCCCUUUCUUUCUUGUGAGAUGCUUUCUACUCGAUUUCUUUGUAUGAUAUGUUGAACCUUUAUUAUGUUCAACACCAUUCCUAAAAUCAUUUCAUUUGCACUGAUUAUCUUUAGGACCAAAAAGGUGUUAGCAGUUGUCAACUGGAGUAAGGCCAAUGAAACUUCAGCAGUAAGCCGUGAGGUCCCUAUGACAAAAGAGCUGUUGACUUAUCUCUGUGAGACACAAGGUAUGAUAAGUUUGCAUCCUCAAUAAUAUCAUAUCACAUAUGUAAUACAAAUAUGGAGAUCAGAAGUAUAUUUUAUAAUGCAACUAAAGUAAUUCUUUUUUCAGGGUUCCAUGUUGCAGAGGUGGCACAUGACUUUGUAUUACAGCUAAAAACAUGGAUCUUGUCAAAAGGAAUGCUUAAUUCCUUUGACUCUUGGCAUGGUACUCAGUAUACACUUGUAUUUUUUGGCUCAUUUUGUCUUGAUGAUUAUGACUAUUUCUUGAAAAUUAGCCUUUUAUUGGUAUUAAAAUUUUUUGUUUAUUUUCAGGUGCAAAGUCUGUGACUAAAGCAAUGAAGAAAGUUGCCUCAGGACCACAGAGGGAUGAGGGCUCAAAGUGGUUUUUUGAAUUGUCCGACAAAGGUAAGAUAUCUCUCUUAUGAGAGUCAUCGGAAGCUAUAUUCUCUCUACAAUGAUCUGCAGAUGUCAAAUUCCUUCUUGAUAUGAGAUGAAUACAAUGGAAUAUAAUAAUUGUGAAUAUUUUACAGUGAAAAGUACAAGGACUCAUGUGUACUUCUGCUUGAAGAACAGUCCACCCACUGAAGAAGAAUUUCAGGGUACACUGUUGAAUGUAGUUGACCAUUACCAGGUAAUUUGAAUGACUGUUUAUUGAGAGAACAUAGUAUUUUGUUUUCAUUUUUGUAAUUACCUUUUGUUGUGUUAUUCUAGCAAGAUAUGACAUGAUCAUUACCUCAAAGAUUGCACAUAUUUCUUUAAUAAUGGUGAACAAGAGACAUUAUAUUUACUAUAAUAGAUUAGCAUAUCGGCGCCAAUCAUGGCGGCCACGUUUAGAGUAGCUCUAGUUUCUAUCACUAUUCUAUCCUGUUUAAGCGCUGCAUUUCUAAACCAUUUAUUAUCCUUCGAGGCUACUUUUAAAUCAAGGUGGGAACCCCUGCACACUGCUGUUCAACUCAAGAAGAAAUGCACUUGUAUCGUCAAAGAUGGUUUUCAUCGAUCAAGAGUUCCAAUGCAGAAGCACACUAAACACGGGUUUGUCUCCUUAGUCAUCCCUGGCCACGACCCUCCAUUGGACAUCACGGUAUACGUUGAUAUUUCGACCAACCCCGGUCCUGCUCAAUCUAUUAUCGCCAUUGGUAGCCGGCAGAGAGCCACUAGAGAUUUAAUUCGGCAGCUUGAUUCUCCAAUUCGCCAAACAACGACCCUACAGUACUCUCGGCGCGAACUGGUGUCGCUCCGGAAAAAUUACAGCCUUCAGGAGAGACGGUCAGUUUUAUUUAAGAACAUUCGAGCGGAUGGAAUUUUUUUUUAAGUACCGAGGGAAACGGUCCGGAAGACUUACUAAAACACAAUUAAAUACAGGCCGAAGCAAAUAUUCUUCAGAAACGAAUGAAUUUUCAACCUUGAAUAAUUAUUCACAGUCGAACAAUCACACCUUACCGGGGCUUUCAGUAAUUCCCGUGAGAACAACCACACGCGCCAUCUCCAGUAGUUACACAAGACCAAGAACUGUUAAUUGCUAUAACUCUUCCAUCUUGAAUGAAUCUUUACGGUUCAAUAAUCACGCCUUACCGAGACUUUCAACAAUUCCCGUGAGAGUAACUACGCGUGUUUCCUCCAGCCGUUACACAGAAGAAAGAGCCGUCAAUUUCAAUAAUCUGGCUAUUAUCAAGCCUAAGAGAAACAUCGACGCCAGGAAAAACACCUUGCAGUUCGUACCGUCAAUAGCUGUGUCUAAUGUAAUGAGUUUGGCACCAAAAAUAGACGAACUCGUAUUUUUUUUGAACACCCACGAGUUUGAUCUUUGUUGUAUAACGGAGACAUGGCUGAAAGAUUCUAUUGAUGACAGCGUAGUUGACAUUAGUGGCUACAACAUCAUACGCAAAGAUAGGACCCACAAGCUACAUGGGGUGUGGCUCUAUAUGUAAAAGAUUCCAUCAAAUUCUCAAUUCUACGGGACUAUGAGUUUCCUGACCCCGAGGGGCCCUGAGGUUUUGUGGGCCAAAAUCACGCCCAACCGAUUGCCCCGGGGUUAUAGUUGCCUUAUCAUUGGUACAGUAUACCAUCCUCCACCGCCUGCCAAAGAUGAGCCCCUCCUUGAUUACAUGAUGGAUUCUCUCUCUAGGAUAGAGAGUGAUAUCCCUGGCGCAGGUAUAAUUCUCGCUGGCGACUGGAACAGGGCAAAUGUUUCACCAGUUAUUAAGCAGUUCCGCCUCACGCAAGUCGUCCAUUUUCCAACAAGAGGGGAUCGUACACUCGACAAAGUGCUAACUAAUCUUACAGAACACUACGAGAAACCUUCUCCAUUCCCGCCCUUCGGACUAUCCGAUCAUUGUACUGUUGGUUUGUUUCCAAAAAUUAGAUCGAAGGCCAAUAUUCCUGCAAACAGAACGGUUACUACACGUGCUGUUAACGCUGAGUCCAAACAGUCUUUUGGUCGUUAUAUGACGGGGUCGACUGGUCAUUAAUCGACACUAUAGAUAGCGUCCAAGAACAGUAUGCUCACUUCAGUGACCUAAUUCACAUAGGGUUAGAUUCUAUCCUUCCCAAAAAGCGAGUUAAGUUCCACCGAAACGACGCACCAUGGAUUUCACCCAAACUCAAGGCACUUAUAGCACACCGUCAAAGAGCAUAUUACCAAGACAACAAACCAUUGUUCCACUACUACCGGAACAAAGUAAACAGGGAACGGAAGCUCUGCAAACGCUCUUAUUACAACACUAAAGUCAGCGUUUUGACCGAAAACAAUCCUAAAAUGUGGUGGUCCGAAUGUAGGCGGUUAUGUGGAAUGAAUAAAACAUCUACAAGUGUCGCAAAUCAGCUCCUAGCAAGUAAACCAGCUACCUCAAUCAACCUUAAGAUCUUGGCUAAUGAAAUCAACACAGCUCUGCUAGAACCUCAAGCUUCGUUUGACCCACUUUUAGAUAAUAUCGAAACUGUGAGCACUGAGGGUUUUAAAACUCCCAUUAUUUCACUGGAAGCUACCUUCAAAUGCCUUAGUACGGUCAGCUCCUCCAAAGCUGGGGCCCAGAUAAUAUCCCAAACUGGGUCUUGCGUGACUUCGCUCCUGAGCUCGCUCAACCUCUUCGUUGUAUCAUCAAUUCCUCGAUUAGUCAAGGGACUUUACCGGACAUUUGGAAAUGUGCAAACAUCACCCCUCUUCCCAAAACAAAGAUAGUUGAGGAUGCGGCGAAAGAUUUGAGACCUAUUUCACUGACACCAACGUUGUCCAAAAUUGCCGAGCACUACGUCGUCCAUGAACAUGUGAAACCAGCACUUCUGAAACGCCUGGAACCCGAUCAAUUUGGGUGUAUUCCAGGAUCCUCCACUGCGCAUGCAUUGAUAAACCUGAUGCACAAUUGGGCGCAAGCAACAGACGGAACGGGGAACACCGUGCGGAUCUUUGCGUUGGACUAUAGAAAAGCCUUCGAUCUGAUAGAUCACAGCCUCUUGCUAUCGAAACUCUCGACCUACAAUAUCAACCCUUACAUCAUUAAUUGGAUAAUAGCCUUUCUUAAAGAUAGGAAACAAAGGGUCAAACUUGCACAUGAUUGUCUCUCAGAGUGGGGAUCGGUCCGAGCAGGAGUACCGCAGGGAACAAAAUUAAGACCGUGGCUAUUCUUGGUUAUGAUAAAUGAUUUGAAAGUACCAUCAGCCAGUGAUUGUAUAAAAUAUGUAGAUGACACGACAGUGUAUGAAAUCAUAAGCAAGGGUGGUCCUAGCAAUGCUCAGUCUAUGAUAAACGAAGUAGCUACCUGGUCAACACUUAACUCGUUUCAACUUCAUCCGAAAAAAUGUAAUGAGCUAAGAGUUUCCUUCGUGCGCUCCCCUCCUUCCUACGAUCUCAUAGAAAUUAAUGGCUCUAAGGUUAGCGCCGUUAGUGUCGUGAAAUUACUGGGUGUGUAUUUUCAAGACAACCUCAAGUGGAACACUCACGUUACUGAGAUGAUUAAAAAGGCCGCUAAGCGCCUUUACUUUUUAACUCAGUUAAAGCGAGCCAAGGUACCAUCACCAGAAUUAGUGAAUUUUUUUAUGUUGCUUGCAUUCAAUCCGUCUUACUUUAUGGAUGUCAGGUCUACCAUUAUAGUCUCCCCGAUUAUUUGAGCUUAAGUUUAGAGCGUGUCCAAAAAAGAGAGCCUUGAAAAUUAUAUACGGUUAUGAUAAUCAUUAUAGAGAAGUGCUUCAGAUGGCAGAGCUGAAAACCCUAAGGGAUCGGAGGGAAGACCUUUGCUUAAAAUUCUUUAACAACAUCGUCUCCAAUCCCUUGGAUUGUUUGUACCACUUACCGCCUUUCGACAACCGAGAUCAACUUAUGGAGUUACGACGACGCAGACCAUUUAGAGUUUCCUUUAAAACAAAUCGGUUCAGAGAUACUUUCAUUCCAGCAAGCGCAAGACAUUUUAAUUGACAUCUAUUACAAUUGUAUAUGGGCCCAUAUGUAAAUUAGUUCCCUUUUAGGUUUGAUUUUAUUGUAUAGUUCUAUUAUAUAAUUUGUACACCUUUGUAAUUCAGCUUCCAGCUGCUAUUAAGGUAUUCUUAAUAAACGUCUAUCUAUCGUCUAUCUAUAAUUAUUACUACUGAUUUAUUAAUCUAUUUUUCCAUAACUUGGUGUAUUUAUUACUCAGGGUAAUCAUGUCAGAUGCCAUGCGGAGUCACGGUGCAAGCAGAAUGGCUAUGUGAUGAGCAAAAGACUGUUAACUAAACCUGAAGCAGUAGCUGCCUACAGGAAAGCCAUUAUGAGCACUUCAAUUUAUAGGCAUGCAUCAGACUACAUGCAGGUAAAUAAUUGACACAUGCUGUAUGUUUAUGUUUCUUUGCAUGAAGAAGUUUAUCUCUUCUUCCAAAUUAAUGAUGUUGAGGUAAGGGCCAUAAAUGAGUUGAACAAAAUAAUUCAUUUUCCAGUUAAAGAAAAAUCACCCAUAAUUUGUUGCCUUCUUUAGUGCAGGGAAACAUAUUGGAUUGAGUCUCUCCAUUCAGUGAUGCUCAUUUAUGCUGCAAAGCAGAUUCAUUAUGGGGAUGACUCAUACAACAUGCGCAUGGAGUUAGCCAUUCUUGAUUGGGUAAGAAACUUAUCAAAAUAACUUUGGCACUUUUUGGAUUCACUGCUUUCUCAUGCUUAUUGACUCAUUUGUCUUACAGAAUGAAAAUGCGAAUCGAGAAGCAUCGUCUCUACAGAUGUACCAACAUGCCAGGCAUCCAAAUCGCUUGGCAGAGACCAGGGUGCUUACUUCAAAGACAUUUCAUUUCAGAGAAACUAUCUGGUCUACCUUUUUUAAUAUAAACAAAUGA
Molecule: messenger RNA, 7043 nt
Organism: Pocillopora meandrina
Lineage: Eukaryota; Metazoa; Cnidaria; Anthozoa; Scleractinia; Pocilloporidae
Source: the annotation of a GenBank genome assembly